UGUUCCACAGGAAGCUGCGGUCUGGAGGAAGCCGAUGUUUCUCUGUUUCUAAAUGAAUCAGACGCUGCUGAAGCUGUUUUGCUCUGCCUACUGACAACAGGAAGUAAAAACCUGCACAGAACCUGCCUGCCUGUCUGUGUGCUGCCGUGUCAGUCAAACUGUCUCUCAACAGCUCGGCAUCACUUGUGAUCAUAAUUCACAUCAUGGACAUCAAGCUGUAGUGAAGAAGAUGUGAAACCAGCGACUGAGACCAUAAACUCAUCAGGAAACUGUUGACUGAGGACCCAGGGUGCAUGAUGGGAUCUUUCCGGCGUCCCAGGCCUCGGUUUAUGAGUUCCCCUGUUUUGUCGGACCUCGCCCGGUUCCACGCCAGCUCACCUGCACUACAGAUCUCCAACACCAGCGUGUGGAACAGCGUCCAAUCGGCUGUGAUCAAGGUGUUCCAGGGUGGAGCGCUGCAGUCUAACGAGCUGUACACGCUUAACGAGAGCAUCAGGUGGCUCCUGAAAACUGAAAUGGGAUCCUUCAUCACUGACUACUUCCAGAACCAGUUGCUGACUCGUGGUCUGUCUGAAGUCCUGGACCAGGUCCUCCUCCACUCUGGUGACAAGCAGCUUGCCGUCCUCGCCGACAUGUGGGACAGAUUCUUCACAGAGAUUCUCCCCACCCUGCAGGCCAUCUUCUACCCGGUCCAGGGUCAGGAGCUGACGGUGAGGCAGAUGGCUCUGCUGGCCUUCAGAGAUCUGGUGCUACUGAAGCUCCACCUGGAGGAAACUUUGGGAACUGCAGCCUCCAUCCCUCCAGCUGUCACACAGAUGCUGCUGGUGCUGCAGGGAAUCCACGAGUCUGGAGGUCCCAGUGUGGAGUACUACCGGUUGGAGCGUCUGGUGGAGGUCGUCGUGUCUCCGUACCUCAGCAACGUUCUGCAAAACAGAAACCAGCUCCUGUUAGAAUCCCGCCAUCUGCGCACGUCAGGCUCGUUGCUAGGCGACCAGUCCCAGCCGGAAAUCACCGUCACUCAGCAUCACAACUCGUCCGACUCGUCGUCUCUGGCCCCACUGGUGGAGCAGGAGGGCGAGGCGUACCUGGAGAAGUCUGGCGGCGUGCGGCGGCACACGGUGGCCAACGCACACUCUGAUGUCCGGCUGCUGUCGGCAUCGGGCAGGAUGCGUGCCAGGACGGAGAAGGACGAUGGGCCGGGAGCGGGUGAGGCAGGUGUGAGGUUUUUGAGUCCCAGGCCGUUUUCCAGCCAACCGGACAUGGUGGAAUCUCCAAGGGGAGGAGUCAUCUGCUAGCUGGAGCAGCUAACGAAUCAGUGGACACGCGAGGAGGGGGACUGGAAAUAACAGGACAUUAUGGGAAUUAAAAAUGAGUACACGAGCAGUCAGAACCUGACAAGAUAAUAAAGUAUGAGAGAACAGAAAUAAUGAGACGGGGGAGGAAGUAAAAAAAAAAACAAGAUGGGACAAGAAAAUGGAUAGCAGGACAGGAAACAAAUGUGAGCAGCAGGAAACCACAGACAAGACAUAGGAGUGAGUAUGACAGGAAGUGACAUGAAUGAGCAGUUAAAGACAGGACAGGACAGGAAAAACUGCAGGACAGUACAAGAAACAGGAAGUGAGAGAACAAGACAGGAAACUGGAGUGUGGAAGUGGUCAGACCCACAGCUCCCAGCAGGCGGUACUGGAUCUGUACUGAGAGACUCUCUGAACCAGUGACUAUGCUGUCUACUAAAGUGCAGCAGCACUGAUCCGGGAUCAGGCUGUGGUUGUGCUCGGGUCGUGUUAACAUGUUCUCUUUUAGGUCUGUCAAUGAACAAUAAAGUUUAAUUCAACAUGUUACCGC
This is a messenger RNA of Scatophagus argus, 1845 nucleotides long. RefSeq names its product proline rich 5 like (gene prr5l). Gene Ontology annotation, biological process: TORC2 signaling. The transcript has 9 exons. Gene Ontology annotation, cellular component: TORC2 complex. NCBI's taxonomy places the organism in Eukaryota, Metazoa, Chordata, Actinopteri, Scatophagidae. The record is from RefSeq and is a predicted model, not a curated record. Bases 294 to 1295 code for a protein of 333 amino acids.